Molecule: messenger RNA, 939 nt
Organism: Echinops telfairi (small Madagascar hedgehog)
Lineage: Eukaryota; Metazoa; Chordata; Mammalia; Afrosoricida; Tenrecidae
Product: olfactory receptor 1D2-like
Exons: 1
Coding region: 1-939 (312 amino acids)
Biological process (GO): G protein-coupled receptor signaling pathway
Cellular component (GO): membrane
Molecular function (GO): G protein-coupled receptor activity; olfactory receptor activity
Source: RefSeq, a predicted model, not a curated record
AUGGCGAAAAGCAAUCUAACGAGCACCUCGGAAUUCCUUCUUCUGGGACUGUCAGAGGUGCCUGAGCAUCAGCCCCUUCUCUUCAGCCUGUUCCUGUCCAUGUAUCUGAUUGCUGUGAUGGGGAACCUGCUCAUCAUUUUGGCCAUCAGCUGUACUCCCCAGCUCCAUACCCCUAUGUACUUCUUCGUAGCCAAUCUGUCUUGUGUGGACAUAUGUUUCACCUCUGUCACAAUACCAAAGAUGCUCCUAAACAUCCAAACCAAGAAGCAAUCCAUCCCAUAUGUUGGAUGCCUCACUCAGAUGUAUUUUCUCAUUUUGUUUCUAGAACUGGACAAUAUCCUCUUGGCAGUAAUGGCAUAUGAUAGAUUUAUAGCCAUAUGUCGCCCUCUUCACUAUGCCAGAACCAUGAGUCCCAAAUUCUGUAUCACAUCAUUGUCUGUGGCUCUGAUCAUCACCAACAUCUAUCCCUUGAUCCACACUCUCCUGAUGGAUACACUGUCAUUCUGUGCAAGUGUCAGAAUUCACCAUAUUUUCUGUGAGCUGUAUGCAUUGCUGAAACUUUCUUGUUCAGACAUCCACAUCAAUGAAUUGGUUGUGUAUACCCUCGGAAGUUUUCUUUUUGUCACUCCCUUCUUGUUCAUUUUCCUUUCAUACAUGCACAUUUUCUCAGCCAUCUUAAGACUACAUUCUUCCCAGAGUAAGCUGAAAGCCUUUUCUACUUGUAGUUCCCACCUGGCAGUGGUGUCCUUGUUCUAUGGAACUCUAUUUGGAGUGUAUCUGCAGCCUUCUUCUUCCUACACAACUGAGGACUCAGUAGCCACAGUGCUGUAUGCAGUGGUAGCACCCAUGCUUAACCCGUUCAUCUAUAGCCUAAGGAAUAAAGACAUGAAAGGGGCCCUGAAGAACCUCCUCAAAUGGAAGAAAGUUUCCAAUUGGUGA